Molecule: messenger RNA, 879 nt
Organism: Hevea brasiliensis (rubber tree)
Lineage: Eukaryota; Viridiplantae; Streptophyta; Magnoliopsida; Malpighiales; Euphorbiaceae
Exons: 4
Coding region: 1-879 (292 amino acids)
Source: RefSeq, a predicted model, not a curated record
AUGACACAGCUGCUCCGUCAGGUCACCGGAGCCAUUCCUCAACCACAGCCACCCCCACCCCCACCUCCAAGGCCACAGCCACCACCACCACCUGUACAGCCACCUCCACCCCCACAGUCACAACCUAUACAUAGAUCCCCACUAGAUAGACUACAGAAGUAUGUGACAGUUGACUUCAGGGAUUUUUCUCUCUUAGUAGCAUCAGCCCUUGAUGUGGAGAGAGUCAGAAAUGAAGAGCAGUCUAGAAAGGAUAGGCAAUGCAAGAGGGAUUCUGGAUCUGGUCUGUCCGGUUCAGCAGACACGGAUAGUAAGAGGCCCAAGGAGUCUCAGGGUCAGAUUCAGGGUCGGGGUAAGAAGCAGAAGUCUCAGUUUGCUCCAAGGAGAGGAGGAGGACAGUCUGGUGUAUCAGUGGGUAAUUCACCUGGUGCAGCUACACAGGGAUCAGCCCCACCACUUGCUUUUCAAGCAGGAAGUCUGAAGGAUGUUGUCACUCAAAACUUUGAGAUGUCAGCGGAGAACAAGGAGGUAUCCAACAGCACCUUAGCCCCUACCCUCAAUUAUACACGUACUCAACCUAUAACCCCUUCUAAACCAUGUUUCGCUCCUCACGAGCACUUUAAAAUGACUUAUUCCAGACCCUCCAAUGAUGCUACUCCCCAAUCAAACCCAAAACCUAUCACGACCACUGACUCCUUCCCACUAGAUCAAGAGGUAGAAUUUAUAACUCGGAGUGAGAGGUGUUACGAAAAUGAUAAGAGGGAAAAGAAGAAGGGAAAAGUAAAAAUAGGAGAGCCACAAGAGAACAUGGAGGAUGGGGCUUUGAGAGUUGAGAAAGGGGAACCUGCUGAACCAAAGGAAGAGGAAGAAUUGUUGCUAUAA